This is a messenger RNA of Rhododendron vialii, 1086 nucleotides long. Its product is annotated as transcription factor MYB35-like. The record is from RefSeq and is a predicted model, not a curated record. The coding region runs from base 156 to 917 and encodes 253 amino acids. The transcript has 4 exons. Lineage: Eukaryota; Viridiplantae; Streptophyta; Magnoliopsida; Ericales; Ericaceae.
AAUCAGGUUCGAAAGGCAUUUCUCCGCGUCUUCUCUGAAGGACUUCGGCAUGAGGGCCUCUGCCACAUCAGCAGGCGUAAUCUUGGUCUCCUCCAUCAAUCUUUCUAUUGUCUCAAACAACGGAUGUGCUUCUACCAACAGUUUUAAUAGGUACAAUGGUGAGACCUCCUUGUUACGAGAGAUUGAAUGCCAAAACGGGUAAUUCGACUGAAGAGGAGGAUGUAAAGAAAACAGGGCUGAGGAGAGGCGGAAAGAGUUGUCGGCUAAAAUGGACCAACUGUUCAAGGCAUGACAACAACUUCACUCCCGAAGAAGAGGAGCUCAUCGUUAGGCUUCAUGCAGCUAUUGGAAGCAGGUGGUCGAUAAUCGCCCAACAACUACCCGGGAGAACGGACAACGAUGUGAAAAAUUGCUGGAACACUCAACUGAGAAAGAAGCUUUCCGACAUGGGUAUUGAUCAUGUUACUCACAAGCCCUUCUCCAAAGUCCUUGCGGAUUAUGCAAACAUCGGCAGCCUCCCGGAGGCUGGAAGUGCUCGAAUCGGCUCUCUCAAUCGAGACUCAAAGAACUCAUUCAUCUUUGAUUCAAUGCAAUUUCCAAACCCGCAGGAAGCAUCAUUCUCAAACGCCAACCCCCAUUUGCCUACUUUAACAGAACAAACUCAAGAAAAUUCCACUCUAAGCUGGCGCGAUUACAUCGUUGAUGAUCCGUUUCCACAGGCUGAUGAUGAGCAACGAAAAGAAAACAAGAUAGUAAUUGAGAAUGAUAUAAAGCAAGAAGAGAAACACGAGCUCUCCAUCAAUGACUUUGAAGCUUCAUCAUCUUCCAGCAGUUCAUUUGUUGAAGCCAUGCUAGAUCGACAAAACGACAUGCUCUUGGAAUUUCCUGGACUUUUGGAAGAAUCAUUCCUCGAUUGAGGCGCCAACAAGUUAAUUUUUUCGUGGUAUAACGAAAAACUAUGUGAGCGCUUCAAAUAGAUCACUUGAAAUAACGAAAACGGCAACCUUUCGGUUAUAAUUGAUAUGCUAAAUGGACGUUUUUAGGUGAGUUGCAUAUUUUUCUUUCAGAAACUUGCAGGAAUCAACU